CCUCGAGUUUAAUUAUUUUAUAAAAAUCUUGGGGGGCACUAUUUUUUAUUUGGAGAAAUCUGCGAGAACUUCACGUGCUGGACGUGUGGUAGACAGAUUGUAUGGAAUGAGGAAUGAUUUCUGGUCUGUUGAGACAGUGUCUGAAGCUGAUUGCAGGCAGUCGGUUCUCUCCUCGAGAGAUCAGGAAUUUGACGUCAUCAUCGCUGAUCAAGACUGAUUUUCCAGCAUUCAGGGGAAUUCAUACGACUGGAAACCUAUCGUCUACCAAUUUCAAAAUGUCAGAAAUUACGUUGGUUUCGAAUAAUAAAUGCUUCGGGGGGUGGCAGAAGGUAUUCUCCCACGACAGUUCAGAAUUAAAAUGCAAGAUGAACUUUGGAAUUUAUCUUCCACCCCAAGCCGAAUUCGAGUCUCUCCCAGUGAUCUACUGGUUGUCAGGACUCACCUGCACAGAGCAAAACUUCAUAACAAAAUCUGGAGCCCAGCGUUAUGCCUCUGAGCAUAGAGUUGUCCUGGUUAUUCCUGACACGAGCCCGAGGGGUGAGGAUGUGCCCAACGACAAGGCCGACGACCUUGGACAGGGUGCAGGAUUCUACCUGGAUGCCACCCAAGAGCCAUGGAAAAAUAAUUAUCGGAUGUACAGUUACAUCACGAAAGAACUGCCGUCUCUGGUGAACAGUAAUUUCCCAGUGAUACCUUCGAGGCAGUCCAUCAUGGGUCACAGUAUGGGAGGCCACGGGGCUCUGAUCUGCGCCUUGAAGAAUCCCGGAAUGUACACAACAGUCUCUGCAUUCGCUCCCAUCGGCAAUCCAAUUGAAAGUGCUUGGGGAAAGAAAGCCUUUUCGUCGUAUCUGGGAGAUGAUGAGGAGUCGUGGAAGGAGUGGGACGCAACGCACCUCGUGAAAUCGUAUUCAGGACCACCCCUGAGUAUCCUGAUAGAUCAGGGUAAAGCCGACGGUUUCAUCUCGCAGUUGCUACCUGACAAUCUCCUGUCAGCUUUCAAAGAUGCUGGUGUGACUCUCAUCCUGAGAAUGCAAGAGUCAUACGACCACAGCUACUUCUUCGUCUCGACCUUCAUGGACGACCACGUGAGACAUCACGUCAAGUACCUCGAGAAUUGAACGUCACGCUCCGC
Messenger RNA from Fopius arisanus, 1132 nucleotides. RefSeq names its product S-formylglutathione hydrolase. Lineage: Eukaryota; Metazoa; Arthropoda; Insecta; Hymenoptera; Braconidae. Gene Ontology annotation, cellular component: cytosol. Gene Ontology annotation, biological process: formaldehyde catabolic process. The transcript is spliced from 4 exons. The record is from RefSeq and is a predicted model, not a curated record. The coding region runs from base 114 to 1118 and encodes 334 amino acids. Gene Ontology annotation, molecular function: S-formylglutathione hydrolase activity.